AAACCAUUCAACUUUUAUUCAAAAUAUUUUUUUCUACCUCUUAUAGUUUUCAUUAUAUUCUCUUCGAAUGAAAAAAAAUCAAUUUUCUUCAAAGGGGUAUUCACCACCUAAACUCGCGAAAGGCCACAUAUAAUAAAAUAUGUAUGUGUUAUUUUUAUCUAAAGUACAACAUAUUCCAAGUUCGUAAAAAUCGAAAGUGGACACUUGUGUGAGUUUCCUUGUUAAACAGAAGCUUCUCAGGACAAGAGCUUCAGAUUGCCAUGAGUUUAGUAUAUUCAACUUCUCUCGAUAUAUAAUUUCAUUUGAUAUCUGUUUCACUCAAUUUGCGAGCAAAAAAUCGCCCCCUUUUUUGGACAAUCUCCUUCCCAGCUUUGCUCGCAACACACGCCGCAAAUAGCACGCGCGGUCGAAUUGUCGAACGGGUUUUUUUUUUUAUCGCGAUUGCUGUCGCGCGCCCAUCGACACGUGUCGAGCGAACUGCUGUCGUUAUGUCGCCGGAAAUGAUCGAGCUGUUUCGGCGUUCCGAAGCCAAAUUCUCGAUAAGCGUCGAUCGGGUCGGGGAAAUGCGGAAAACAGCGAGGCUUCCGUGCUGGAGGGACGCGACGCGGAAUUGUCAUGCGAAGGCGAGUCGCCGAUAAUAACCGCCGAUAAUAACCUGCCGCGAUUACGUGUUGCGUCUGGCAACGCGCGGCCGUAACGAACCGGCUGGAUUCGCGUAAAGUGCGCUUUAUUCCCAGCAGAUAUACGUUUUCUCACUCGCUACGGCAACGGCAAAAUGAAAGUUUUUGCUUCUUCGCGAGCUCUCGUCGGCCGGCAGGUCGGUGGCGGUCGUUCCCGAAGCGACGCAAUAUGAGAAAGCGCGUUCUCGCGCGAUUUUAUUGCCGCGGAUAUGCAGAUGAAAAAAAGCACCAGCGCCAUUAACGGAUACGAUGUAUUGUGCGCGAAAUGAUAAAAGCGCGGGAAUAGCGCGAUAGUCUCCGGACGCUCGAUUGCUUCCGUAUCUUGGAGGGAAAGAAUUCCACUCCGUGGAAAGAAGAUUUCUUGGGAUAAUUUAUUGACGUAUAGUUUCGAAGGCACGGAGAUAACCGGUUUUUUCCAUUUUUCUGCGAAUUUUUUCAGUUUCUUUCCCAAGGGUUGAAAAAUUCGUUUGGAAGAGUUCAUGUGUAUUUGGUUAGAACCUACUACUUUUUUUCUUUUUUUUUUCAUUGAGAGACUGUAUAUAAAAAUGUAAAUAGGUUAAUUUUUUUUGAGGAGGGGAUGCAGGGAAAAAGAUUCCGUCUCAUAUAUAUGCAUUAUUUACCAUAUUUCAAUGUACAUUGCAUGUAAAAAUUAAUAAAAACUCCCUUUAUAAAACUUCUUUUGUUAAUAACUUUUUACAACAAUGAGCAACGUCUAAAAUCUUUUGAAUGUUACUCAGAAACAUAGCCUUGAUAACAUAUGUCAAAAUCAAGGUCACAGAAAGUGGAUCCCCUACUCGAUAUUUUUACCAAAAAUGUAUAGAUUGAGUUAAGUUAGAUUCUUUUUGGGGAGAGACCUUCCCUCGCGCAUAUAUAUGUACUGUUUACCAUAUUUCAAUAUACACUGUGUAUAAAAAUAAUGUUCAACUUAUAAAACUUUUUUGUUAAUAACAAACGACGAGCGACGGUUAAACCUGUUGAAGAGUAUUCAGAAGAGUGACCUUCAUUAAUAUAUUCAUUAAUAUAUCAAGAGAUUAUAGGAGCUGGGUUCUCUUUUUUUAUCUAAUAAUUAUUUACGAGAACGUAAGUGUGUGGAUGUUUCAUAGGCUAUGCGGAAUGCGCGCACAGCGAAUGUGCCUAUUAACAGGUCUCCUUGAGGUUUUCCAAAAUAGCGUGGGGCAAAAGCGUCUCCUGCCUUCGAUUUUCCGCGCGUGGCAGCUCGUUAUCGCGGCGAGCGAUGGCGCUAUUAUGCGCGACGAACUUGUAAUUACCUCGUUGUAAUUUCGCCAUAGCGCGACGAAGAGCAUCGAUCUCGCCAAGCUCUUGCUAACAGUUUCGACCUUUUGCAGUUAUCUCGUUUCUGACAACUCUGAUAUAUGUUGUACGUAAUACUCGAAACACUAAGUGAUUAAAAAUUGCGUAGGUAUGUCAUCACAAAUAAUUGAGUGAAAUAAUUGAGUAAAGUUCAUACGAUAAACGAUCAAAAUUAAUGAAGGAAAGGUAAAAUAAAGUAAAAUGCAAAUAGGUGAAGUAAAAUAAAUGCAGGAAUGUUGUAAAAAAGUGAUAAAUCCACAAGUCAACGUCAAUGUAGAGAAGAUCGAUGUGUGGAGGAGACUUGGUCAACUUGGCCAUGCGUUUCGUUCGUGUAUUUAUUGUGUGAAAAAUAACAGAAAACCCAGACAACAUGAGCUCUAAAAACGACGCAUAAGAUGACUUUAAGAUGCCUUUUAGUCAUCUUUAUGAUAUAUCUUUUAGAAGUGUCAUAAACAUAACUAAAAGACAUCUUAAAGUCAUCUUGCGCGUCAUUUUUAGAGCUCGUACUGUCAUAGAACGAUCUCAUUAGAACAUGAGUUAGAAUAUACACUAAGAAAAAUAGUCUUGCAGUUUUAACAAAAGUUAUCUAAAUAUGAGAAAUUGGCUGAGAUCGGUAAAUAACUAGCAAACACUGCAAAAUGGUAUAUGUUUUAUAUUUAAUCGCAUAUAUUUUAUAUUUAAUUUUAUUUAUGUUUUAUAUUUAAUACAGAUGACAGAGACAGAAUUUCUAUUUAAAUUAUUUAUGAAAUUUUGUAAAAAAUCUCUCUAUGUAACGUCCAUUCAGAUUAAAACCAGUCUACUUAUAAAAGUUGAAGAUUAAACCAGUUUACUUAUAAAAAUUGAAGAUUACAAAGAAGAAAAAUAGACAAAGAAGAUUAGCGAAGAAAUAAACGAAUAUAUAAUUCUCCACUCACCUAAAUUUACUCGCAAACAUCGCUGCUUCUGUAAAUUUUACGUAGCAUAGAUAAUUUCCUAGCAGAUAUAAAAAACAGUGAUAAAUUUUAACUGUGACAUUUAAAAUUCAGGAUCAGCAAAACAUUUUUGUCAGUGCACACGUCGAUGUAACAUUGAUUUUUUGAUUUAUUACUUCGCUACACAACAACGUUCUUACCCUCAUUUGCCUUUUGAUUCUCUUACGCAAAUAAUUAAACUAAAUUAUUUAUUCAUUUAAUUAAAUGAUAUAACUAAAAAGAAAUUUUCAAUAUAUUAAAUGAUAUCAUAUUAAAUUGAUAUCACAUUAAAUAAUAUUAUAUUAAGCUAAAUAAUGUUACAUUAAAUAAUUCAACAUAUAAAAUGAUGUAAUUAAAAAAAACCUUCAAUAUAAUCCGAACACACAAACCACAGCUACAACUCUUGGAGCAUUGCGUCUCAGCGCGAAUUAUUUCGCGAUCUGUUUUCACGGCGAAAGAAUCCAUCCUGGGAACUGAUUCCCAGGAGGCGCAUAACAUGCGCGGACACGCUUAUCAGACGUUUCUGCGAGCGCUCAUUCGAGUAACGUGUGUUGCACGUAGUGCGUUCACGAUCGAUUCCAAUCUCCUAGGAAGUUCGUUGCAGGUGAACGCAGCGAGCGUUCCAAUGCGAGCGAGCCGUACCGGCGCGGCGUAUUUCGCGAAUUCAUUAAAGCCGCUCUCUCGCGAAUGUUUUACGUAACAACUGUGUCGUGACGCACUCUCGCGAUUGAUCAACGUGGGGCCGGCUCGUUCGCGAUACAAAUUGACGUCCGCUCGGCUUUUGCGACAAUCCCGACGCGGCGCGAAUUAUCCUCGUCAAACGUCAGGAUAUUACAACGGCGAGGGGGAAUCGACAUCGUCGAUUCGCGCGUCGCCGAUCAAAGGGAAUUUUUUUUUCCGUUUUCGCUCGCCCACACCCGGCUUCCAUUUAAUAUUUGCAAAAUCGAGAUCCGACCUUUAAUAAAGCGCAUCCAGCGCGCAAAAACGUCCCGACCCGAUUAACGAGCCGCUCGAUGUUAUUCCACGUUAACCCUCGCAAAGAGAUAACCCACGUUCCGGCGCGAUGACAGGGGAUGAUAUUAUUUACACGUCCGAUUCGCGCAUCCCCGAAGCUCGCGGGCAAAGCGUAUGAAACAUGAUCAAAGAUUGAUCGAAAAACCAGCCGACAUAAACGUCAUCUCGCGUGUAAUUGGAUUACUCCACCAAAAUAGUCUUGCAGCGACAAUUAUCUAGAUAAAUUCUAGAUAAUUCUAAAUAAAUUCUAGAUAAAUCUAGAGAAAUUAGUUAAGAUGGACAAAUGACUAGCAAACACUUGCGUAUUUUUGUAUUCAAUCCAUGACAGAGACAGAAUUUCUAUCUGAACCAUCUGUGAAAUUUAGCAAGAGAAUCUCUCUGUGGCGCCCAUCCAGACUAAAACCGGUCACGCUUUUAUCAAAACUGAUUGUGGUAGACGAAAAAAACUUACGACGAGUGACAAACGAAUGUAUAAUCCACACACUCAUAUAAAUUUACUUGCAGAUAUUGCUAAAAUGCUGCUGCUGUGUAAAUUUUACACAGACAAUUUUCUAGAGGACACAAAAACAGUGGUAGAUUUUAACUGUUUAAACAUUUAGAACUAAUAAAACUAAAACUGUGCUUGAACUCUACUUGUCCUUUAUGUUAAAUAUUUAAACAUUUAGAGUUAGUAUUCGGACCAGCAAGACAUUUUUUGUGUGAUGAUCACAAACACGCGACGCAGCGCUUCUACACACAGAUAAAUACAUACAAAUACAGUGAAAUUAAUGUUACUUGUUUCAAAUGUUUAUAUCAAAUCCAUUAUAAGUCAUCGUAAGUAUCAAAUUUAUUUAAAAUACAUUCUGGCUUCUCUAGUAAGUUCAGCAUUUCAAUCGAGAAUAUUAAGUUAAAACAAAAAUUCGGUUUGCUCACUAUAUGAAGUUGGAUCAACUUUUUUAGUUUGAAGUUCCAUCAUAUUCUUGCAAAGAAAAUUAAUUCUUUGACAUACAUAAAUAAUAAUAACAUACAUAAUAAUGAGCUUUUCAAAAUUUAUGAAUAUAGAAUUAUGAGUAUAAAAUUUUAAUAUAUGAAUAUAGAAUUUUAAUAUACUUUUCGAGCAGUUACUGGACAGUUUAAAAUGAAACUACUUGUAACCCCAAUCAAGAUAGCGCUCUUCCUGCAAUCAUUUUACGCAAAAGAUGCGUAAAAUCUGAACCCCCUUACGAAACCAGAAUAACACCUAAGAACGAGAACAGAACAGAAUGGAUAAAAAGCUAUUUAAUUUAUUACUAAUUAAAUCUGCUGCUCAUAAAAAUGAACUCAAUAUUAUUUCGAUUCUUAUAUACUAUUUAAUUGAAUAAUUUUAAUACUAAUAAGUCAUAGCGCAGGAUAUCUUUAGUAUGUAAUAUAUAUUUUCAUAUUUCUUACUCUUUACGUGAUAUUUUUCAUAAUCAUCAAAUGAGAUAUAUGUUCUUUUAUCCAUUCUUGAAGUUACAUUAUUUUAUUAGGUUCUGAGUUUUUCAUCUGUCUUAUCAUUGUCAUCAGUCUUAUUAUUGUCAUCAGGAUAGAUUGAUGUGUUUCUUCUCAUUGCAGUGAAAUUCUGUAUCAUGAACAUAUAUUCCAUUUGUCUUACUCACUCUUUCUAGCCUUGGUUAUCAUCUACCUUGGUCAUUAAACUUAAUUUUGUCAAAUGCCUUAUUAUUAAAUCCUCUAAUUUUCUUUUUUAUUGUUUUUCUACACGUUCACUCAUUGUUUACGCAAUUUUAAGCUCCUUUUUAACAAUCUAAAUAAAUAUGUUUUAAAUUUAUUCACGGCAGACAUUAUCCCACACAGCAGAGGUGUCCAAAAUAUAUCAUAGGGAUAUCCUAAAGAUAUAUUUGGGAUAUGUGAUAUCUUCAAGAUAUCCUUAUGAUAUAUUUAGGACAUUUCUGCUGUGUGGGAUGAUACACACACAAAUUGUAAAACUGCAAAAAAUAGUAUGUUUGGUCUACACAUAAAUCUGAUUGGACCAACCAUACUGUUUCCUCUGUGUGAAUUAAUAAUAUUACAUCUUGGAAAGAAUUAGCCCACAUAUUGUACAGUAAACUGCUCCAGCCGCCGAAUGAAACUCUAUCAAGUCCGUGUUCAGUUCCUACGCAGUAUUUUUACAAUUAGUGGGAAUGCAUUAAUUUUAAACAAUAACUGGACUAAUGUCUACGCAAAUUGCACACAUUUCUCCCAUCUUAAUUCCCAACUUCAAAACUGUGUAAUGAAGAAAAUAUUCUUUGUCGAAGAUGACUUAAAAGAAGAAAAGUAAGAAAACCGAGUGAUCGCUUUUCUUCGUAGCAGAAUGAUAUUUUUCUGUAUGUAAUUUUAGCAGCGAGAGAAUACUGUCUCACGGAUUAUACCGUUCGACAACAGGCCGCAGCGAAUUAUUCAGAACAUUCGUGCAUUGAUCCAUAGGUGAGUGCAUUUCGUAACCACCCGUCCCGUCGUACGGUUCUCCGCGAGGUGUCCUUACGCGCUCGUCGUGUGUCUUCGAGCAGGAGACAGACUUCCGAAAAAUUCGACCCGCGCGACUUCGAACAGCGGGCCGAACUUUCACUCGGUCGGCUCUGUCGUCGUUCUGCACGGCGGUCCCUCAGCCACGAUACGAGGAGGCGACGCGGUCGCCACUCGAGAAGGGAGAGCGGACAGAAGCGAGGCAGAAGGAGAAACGCGAGAGAAGGAAGGAAGCGGGCUCGAGCGAGCAAGCGAGCAAGCAAGCACGCAAGCAAGCACGCACGCACGUACGAAACGACUACGAAACGCGGAGCACUCUCUGGCGCGGGAAAGGGAGAGGUUUAGUGACCUCGGUGUGUUCGUCGUCGUCCUAAGGAGAAGCAGAGGGAGUAGGACGACGACGGCGACGGCCACGGCGAGGACGACGACGUGCACGAGCACGGGCACGAGGCGCGACGACGCCGAGCGCGACGGGACGACGAGGAGUGGCCGAGAAGAAGAAGAGCAAAUUGGUGCUCCCGGUAGCAGGGGCCCAUGAGCGUCGUGGAGGAAACGAUACGCCGCAGCGCGUCGAGGCGCAGCAGACACGGGCCGCGCGGCGGCAGCUCGGCUGGCGCCGAUUGGCCCGCGGCGGGCUCGCGGGGCCCGGCCCAGCCGACCCCCACCAUCGCGUCUACCAGCUCGUCAGCCUCUGCCAGGCCCCAGGACAUCGUGGGCCCGACCAAGCGGCAGUCCUCGCGCGACAGCAGCGUCGACUCCGCCGGCCAGCACACCCCACCCGACCAAGCGGACCUCCUCUUCAAGGUGAUGCUGCUCGGAGAUAGUGGCGUUGGGAAAACCUGUCUCCUGACACGUUUCCGCGACGGUCGCUUCCUGGCGGGCAACUACAUAACGACCGUCGGCAUUGACUUCAGGAACAAGGUAGUCACCGUCGACGAAACGCCGAUCAAGCUACAGAUAUGGGACACAGCAGGCCAGGAGAGAUUUCGGAGUGUGACGCACGCUUACUACCGAGACGCUCACGCGCUUCUGCUGCUGUACGACGUGACGAAUAAGGCGAGCUACGACAACAUCAGGGCUUGGCUGAGCGAAAUCCGGGAACACGCGAACGAGGAUGUCGUCAUCAUGCUGCUGGGUAACAAGUCCGACUGCGGGACGGAGCGCAUCGUUAAGAGGGAAGACGGUGAACGAUUAGCGAAGGAGUACAAAGUGCCGUUCAUGGAAACGUCUGCCAAGACUGGCCUCAAUGUCGAGCUGGCGUUCCUCGCCGUUGCACGGGAGCUGAAGGCCAGAAAAAGCGACAACCCCGACGAGACGAAAUUCAACGUUCAAGACUACGUGCGUCAGCAGUCGCAGCGAAGCUCCUGCUUCAAUUCCAGCUGCCUGACAACCUGAACAGCUUUUUCUCACGGUCUCGAGUCCGGGGAAACGCGAGCGUUCAGGAGUACGUCCGCGUGGGAGACACGGCGCGGGAAUUUUUCGUCAAACGAGCCAAGCGAGACUCGUUUCGAUUUCCGCGCGAGAUCGUCAGUGUUAUACACGUGCAACAUUCACACACACGGCGCGACCACGGUAUAAAUUUUGUACACGACUCAUGGUAACUCUUCAGGUACAAGUUGCAACUUAUGCUCAAGAUCGAUUUCAUAUACUCGGCUCGGUGAAUCGGAAUCAGACGGCGUAGCUAGCUCGAAGCGUCGAUAUCCUUCAGCGAAACGUCACCGCGAACAUUGCUAAGCGAUGUCGAGACCGGGGAACGCGGAAACGAGUCGACGGUUCUUGAGGUCGGAGAGCUGAAUUCGUAGCGCGCGCGCGCGCGCGCGGAGAGUUGUCGUUAAACGUAAAAGAAAAUAAUAAUAAUAACAAAGACGUGUCAAUGGUUAUUCGCACACACGUGCUGUAUAUUAAUGUGAAUAGUUCCAGAGGAAUAAUAAUAGAAUCUCAGGAUACCCCUGUAGGUGAGCCUCUAGCUCGACGGCUCUAAUUUUAAUGGCGUGCACACACGCGACGCCAUGAUGUCGGCGUGUCGCGUGCAGCGCGCACACACACGCAUACCAAUUCGCGCAGCGCGACACGCGAUCAAACAGUCGUAACUCGAGUGUAACUUACAACACGCUGCUUUGCCGUACUUCGUAAUCGUCUGUUACGUUGCGCCCCGCGUGUUUAGCCGCUAUGUUUGCGUAAAGGAGCGUAAUCUUCGAUUUGCAUACAAUGCGCUCGUUAUACGAGCUAUAGCGCGCGGUGGUCGCACCUCGCCUCGGUGUCUGUGAGCGCUCGGGAACGAAUGAAAUGUCAACUCGCAACUCGCCCGAUGUGUGUAUGUCUUAUGUAAGGUAAAUGUUCCAAUAAUUGAACCCUGGUCCAAUGGUUGGAACAUUAGAAACACAUUUGUGUUUAAUAUUUCUAAGAAAGUGUUGGAAAUUUUGUUGAAAGAUACUUUUUUAUGCCAAUUUGUGAUAUCGAUUAUUUAUUACUAAGUCUAUAUUCUUCAGUAAUUAGGACAUAAUUUAUUUUUCAGUUCAAUUACCGAUGCAACUGGUAUUAUCUAUUUUAUUUGAUAUACGAUAAUAAUUUAUCUAAUAUAUCUAAUAAUUUGUCUAAUAUAUUUCAUUAAAAUUAUUAUUGAUAUUUAUUAAAUAUUUUAUUUUCCUAUUGUUUCUCGAUCUCGCUGAUAAACCAAAGUUUUAUAUAAAUAUUAAUUAAUUAAAAAAUUUAAUUUAUUUAAAUUCUUAUUAAAAUUUAUUUAUUUAAAUUCUUAUUAAAGUUUUCUUUGUUAAUUAAUGAAAUUAAAGUUUUUAACUUUACUAAUUAUUUGUUAAUAAAAAUAUAAAACUGCUUUCUUAUUAGUUUACUUAUUGAGACAUUUACCUUAUUAUGUAGUCGCGAUAUAGCGCUCGAAAGAGGGAGAAACCACAUCUCUGUCUCUGUUUCUCUUCUAGAAGAGUCCAGAAACGACUCGUAGCUGCCAUCUAGCGGAUCCACGCGCGGAAGUGAGCGGUUCACGAUGCUUCUCUCUCUCUUUCUUUCGUAGCAGCAUGUAUAUGUGAAGUUUUCAGAUCUGUUUUUUUAACUAAACUAUCUGAACUGAUGCAAUAAAUUAGAGUGAGACAAAUAUAUUUUGUUUCACUCUAACUUAUUGCAUCAGUUCAGGUAGUUCAGCUAAAAAAAAAACAGACCUUUCAUGAUCGUUAGCUAAGCGUACGCGCGCGUUUUGUACGCGAUUAUUGAGAUAUCUAUCGGAGUAUCCCGAUGCCGAUUGGUCGAAAGGAGUGUGGGAAGAAAGGAGGAAAUAGUUAUAUGUGUGAUUCAAGGAUUUCAGAAUUUUAUCGAUUGUUAUCGAGUCAGAGUUCUAAGUGAAGUUGAGAACCGCCAUGUCGGGAAGAGUCAAUAAAGCUCGCACUGUUUAAUGAAGCUCCAGCCACGUCACCGAUUGCAUAAUCGCGCUUCGGAUUUUUCUAAAACCUUCAUUUCGCGGGGAAUCAACGGGGAGUCGUCGGCGACUCGUCCACUUCACGAUGGACGGAAAUCCGAAGGGAUGGUUUUAGGCAGGACGAAGAUAUAUAUCGUAUGUGUUACAUCCUGGUAUAUAUGAUAUGCAAUCUAUCUUUUACCUGCAGUGUACAAAUGACAAAUAUAAUUUCGUGUAUUAAACGUGUAUAUCAGAAGACGUAUAUGAAAUAAAAAUCGACCAACUGUAUUGAA
Odontomachus brunneus is the source of this 10114-nucleotide messenger RNA. Its product is annotated as ras-related protein Rab-37-like. The transcript is spliced from 6 exons. Gene Ontology annotation, cellular component: endosome; Golgi apparatus. NCBI's taxonomy places the organism in Eukaryota, Metazoa, Arthropoda, Insecta, Hymenoptera, Formicidae. The coding region runs from base 6950 to 7810 and encodes 286 amino acids. Gene Ontology annotation, molecular function: GTP binding; GTPase activity. The record is from RefSeq and is a predicted model, not a curated record.